Molecule: messenger RNA, 1284 nt
Organism: Malassezia globosa CBS 7966
Lineage: Eukaryota; Fungi; Basidiomycota; Malasseziomycetes; Malasseziales; Malasseziaceae
Exons: 1
Coding region: 1-1284 (427 amino acids)
Biological process (GO): maturation of SSU-rRNA from tricistronic rRNA transcript (SSU-rRNA, 5.8S rRNA, LSU-rRNA)
Cellular component (GO): 90S preribosome; nucleolus
Source: RefSeq, a predicted model, not a curated record
AUGCAUUUGCGAGAUUCAACUAAAGAUACGCUAGCCUCCUCUGGGAAUCGCGACGAUGACGAAAUAGAUGACGGGCAACAUGCCCAAUUUUUGGACGCUGACACAGUCGAUUCAGAAGAGUCAAUUGAGGCCGAGCCGGUAGAAGAGAAUGAAGAAUGGUCUGAUCAAGGCAGCGGAGCAGAAGGAUCUGAUGAAGGUGGCGGAUAUGCGCAGUAUAUCGAUCCGGAUGACGACAUUGACGAAAAUGACGAGGAAGGCAUGGAAGUCUCAGGCAACGACGAAGAGGAAAAUAGCGAUCAUGAAGAGGUGCGUAUACUCGUUUUGCUAAAUUCAGGAUACAUUACGGCAUGGUACAUACUCGCUCAAUGCACUGACGCAGAAAUUGAAUCUGUUCCUUAUGACAAACUACUUAAGGCUCGACGUAUCAUGCGACGUCAAUCCGCACGCGGCCAUGCAACUGAUGAAGAAGACGAUAAUGAACACGAAUCUAUUGAGGCCAAGCGCGAUCUCGCCAAAAAGAAACUGCGUGAGAUGUAUUUAUCCUCGCACUCGUCUUCUUCGAAACCCAAGCUACCCCCUACAUCGUCGUCGUCUUCCUUCCUUGCCUCGCGUGAAAGAAAAAAUGCUCCCGCUGUCAUGUCGUCGCGUCGGCCUGUAUCAAGACUUCGCCAGGUCGUCAAACCAAUCCAGAAUGCCAAGGCACGCGAUCCACGUUUUGACUCUUUAUCAGCUGGCCCAGUGAAUUUGGACUUACACGCAAAAUCUUAUGGAUUUUUGCCUGAUCUAUACCAGACAGAAAUCAAACAGUUGCGCGACCAGCAUGCAAAGCUUAAGCGGACCGAAAUACAUCACGCAGGUCCUCGAGCCAAAAGUCAGCAAGCUGCUGAAAUUCGCGACCAGCGUGCACAUGUUGAGCAGGAGCUUCGUCGUGCAGAGAGUCGACAGAAUGAGCGCACACGUCGUGAGCGUGAACGCAGUGUGAAAGCCGACUUCAAGAAAGAGAAUCAGCGACGCGUCGAUGCUGGUCUCAAACCAUUUUUCCCCAAGAAGGCCCAAUUUCAAGAGGCUUUGCUGCGCAAGCAAUUCGAUGAGAUGGCACAAGGUUCAGGCACAGGUUCAAGUGCUUCGCUUCGUAAGGCCAUGGACCGCAAGCGUCGCAAAGAUGCACAAAAAGAGAAGAAAUCUCUUGACGCAGCUUUGGGCGGUGGCUCACGCACAGAUAUAAGGCCCAUGCGACACUUCAGCGACGCUCCUCGACCUCACAAGCGCGGUCGCCGUGGUUAG